AUGCCGCCGCGGACCCGCGCGGGCGCGGCCGGCGGCGGCGACGGCGACGACGAGCCGACGCUCCUCAGCAUCGUCGAGCUGAACAAGCUCUUCAAAGACGUCGUCAUCUUCACGCCGCAGAGCGGCGUCCAUGACGCGAACAAGGCCCUCUUCAGGGCCUGGACGCGGUCGAUCAUGCUCCACGCGCCCGUGCUCGAAAUCGUCGGACGGCACGCCAAGGCCGACUUCGGAGACAUCUACGACGGCGAGUGGGCCAAGAUCGACCACAAGCCCAACGCCAUGGGCAGCGACAAGGGCCCGUGGCCGCACCGCGCCGAGGAGCCCUGGCGGUCCAUGAACAAGGUGAAGGACGUCGAGGGCUACGACGGCUUCUUCGCCGCCGGCGAGGCGUCGGAGGCGCCGCUGAAGCUCGACGCGGACACGCUGUCGGGCGACCUCGCGCCGCUCAAGUACAAGAAGUACGACCUGCUCAUCGUCGGCGCGGGCCUGAGCGGCGCGGUGCUCGCGGAGCGCUGCUCCCAGGAGCUGGGCAUGACGUCGCUGAUCAUCGACGUGCGGGACCACAUCGGCGGCAACUGCUACGACUACCUCGACGAGUCCGGCAUCCGCUGCUCCAA
Molecule: messenger RNA, 617 nt
Organism: Aureococcus anophagefferens
Lineage: Eukaryota; Pelagophyceae; Pelagomonadales; Pelagomonadaceae
Exons: 2
Molecular function (GO): UDP-galactopyranose mutase activity; flavin adenine dinucleotide binding
Source: RefSeq, a predicted model, not a curated record